Messenger RNA from Penaeus chinensis, 731 nucleotides. RefSeq lists its product as uncharacterized. Lineage: Eukaryota; Metazoa; Arthropoda; Malacostraca; Decapoda; Penaeidae. Bases 22 to 354 code for a protein of 110 amino acids. The transcript has 3 exons. The record is from RefSeq and is a predicted model, not a curated record.
UUAAAACAAACAGCUGGAUGGAUGCGGCACUCAUCUCUUGCUACUUUAGCAACUGUCCGGGCAGCCAGAAAAAUCGAAACGACACUGCUUCUCAAUGCUGUUAGAGAGAUCAUGAGAGAAGCAGCUAGCAAUAUUCAAGAUCAAUUUGGAAAAGAUCUGGGCGGCAAGACGGCAGUAUGGAAUAUUCGAUAUGCUGAUGAUACAACUCUAAAGGAACGGUUAGGUAUUACAGAACAGCUGAGAGAGGCAAGCCAAGUGAAGGGACUCCAAAAAAACAGCAUCAAGACCCAAGCAGUGACUGUGCAUGGAAAUGAAUGUCUACAAACAUUACAACUUACAAGGAUUUCUAAUUGAAGGUCAGAAAUAUAUUUUACAUUGGAUAUGGAAUUCCAUUUGAUAUGUUGCCAGAUUGGAGAUUGGAGCAUCAUAUGAAAGUGCUCUAUUUCUGAAUUUUCAAAUGUGAGAGACCUUUGCAGAAUGAUUGAAUAAAAUAAUUCUGGAAUAUUUGUUUAUUAUAAAUCAGUCAGAAAUUAAAGAGGCAGUGAGGAGCAAAGUGACGUCAUAGCAAAGGGCAUUCAAUGUAGUGUUGUCAAUCUUGGUACUUUGCAUGGUCAGGCAAAGAACUAUGGUACAAUUGGCAUGCCUCUGUAUUAUUGAUCCUAGUUUUGAAAUCAUACAAUGUAUCAUAAAUCAUCAUUUGUAAUGCAGUUUUAUUGCAACUAAAACAUUGU